AUGUCAAAACCAACAGCAACAAACAGCCUCUCGGAAACCAUGUCCAAGCAAAAGAGACCUAUUUCGUUCUUUGGAAUGAAUGUGAAUCAAGUGAAAUCAGAGCUCACAGCACAACUUAACGACAAGGAAAAGAUGCUAAGCAGAGUCGGAACAAGCCAAAUCAGCCGAAAUGCCCUGAUUAAACAAACAGAUGUCAUUCGCAAGGAAUUAUUGGAUUUAAAUCGAUUCAAGCAAGAAGAUGAGCUGCCUGAUGAUCUUCGACUCAAGCUGGAAGGUCUGGCAAAUGAAGUACAGUUCCUGAAAAGCUCCAAGUCAACUGGUUUGCAAGACAACAGCAUGAAUGCGUCUCCUCUCUUGCUACCUCCUGCUCCAACAAACUCUUCGCCAUCAAAGCAGCGUACAAAAGUAGCAAAUGGAAAUAGACGAAAUCCUGAUAUUGAGUUCGCAACUGAAAUUGGUCAAGGGCUGUUGAUUGAAGUACGCAAACUGCAAGUGAAUAUUCAAGAAAAAGAUGAAACCAUCAAGCAAUUGGAGUUGGCGCUGGCUGAUAAAGAGCGAAAUCAAGAGGCAUCACUGAGGCAUCUGAAGCAGAGAGAAGAAGUGGAGGAGAGACUAAAGGAAGAGAAUUGGAAUCUUGAAGUUGCAAAUCAAGAGCUGCGUGCACACUUGUCAGAAUCAAACCAAGCAGUGGCCAGACACAACUCAGAAUUCAGUCGAGUGACUAAGCAACUAAAGACCCAGUCUGAGCAGAUUGACAUUAUGAAAGCACAAGAGGAGAAGAAUGCAUCUGUGGUGGAGGCAAUGAAGGCUCGCCAUGAACAGGAGACAUAUCAUCUUCGACGACACGCAGCCAGCGCACAACGCGAUAAUUCGCAACUACAAAAGCAGGUCGAGGCACUCAACACAGAGCUUAAAAUCUGCAAAGCCAAACUUUCCAUCAAACUCGCUUCAACAUCUCGCACUGCUGAAGAGCUGAAUCCAAUCGAGCCCAACGCAGAGCCCAUUCAGGAUCAAGAUUCAGAAUCCGAUCAAACCAUCAAUGCAGCAUCUACAGCAACUGUUUCACCACAAUCUCGCAACCAAGCUAUGGAAACUGAAACGUUGAAGCAAUCUUUAGCACAUGCACACCGCAUCAUCUCGAAUCUCAGAAGCUCUUACCACAAGGAAAAGUUAGAGAAGUUUGAGCUCAAAAAGAUGUUGUCUGAUAGUCAAGAAACCAUUGAGCAAAUGAGCAAGGAAAUGUCUAGUUGGAAUGCCAACAAUACCAUCUCCUUAGAAAAUGGUGGCCAUGGUCGUACAAGAGCAAAUGGGAAAAAGAAGCCCUUGACAAAGAAGAAAAGAGGUGGCGUAGCAAGACAACCCAGGGGUCUUGUUGCUAACGAAUCAGAUACAGAUCAGCAACUCCAGUUGAAUGAGGAGGAGGGCGAUAGAGAGGAGGAAUUACCAGUAGAUAGCGAGGAGGAAAACGACUAUGAAAGUGGUGAGGAAGACCCAAUGAGCUAUUUUGGAAACGCUACUGGAAACACACUGGACAGCAUGUUUGCGAACAGCACUCCAUUUGCUUCAAUUUCUAUGAAGCCGUUGUCCUCUGAAUUGGAAGCCAAGGUACAAGUGAUUGAUGCAGGCACCAAUACCGACCCUAUGGAAUUCAAGCCAUGUGCUCAUGGCCAUUCUUCUGACUCGCUGCUGUCGCCUUCUACUUUGGUGGUUUCAUCGUCCUUACCUGUCAAGCAUGAACAUGAACACCAGACAAGUGAUACACGUUCUGACUCCUUUGUCGUACAAGACAGAGAUGUUCCUCAUUUUAAUGAUCAGGAGACGCCUUGUGUAAAUGGUGCUACAACAGCAGUAACAGCAGCCAAUGCAGGCGACAAUACAAACAAACUAUCAGAAUUACCCGCCGAAACUUACAUUCAGGAAAAAAUUUCUAGAGCAUUGAUCAAGGAGAGACAGGAAAUAGUUAAGCGUGCAGAGUUCAUUCUUUCUCCUGAACAAAUAGAGACGCUAUUACCCAAUAAGGACGACUCGAUUACAAAUUCCACAUCAAAGCCAGUCAGAAAUGAUGCCAGCAACCUGCCAUCAUCAACGCCUCAGCAUACCGAACCAUCUCAAAGCCAAUUGAUACCUAAAUCUGAUGUAGACAAACUGAUUGAAUCAGCCGUUAUUGAAAAGACAGUCGAUAUGAUACACAAGUCUAAAGUCGAACAGCUCAUUGCAGCUUCAGUGCAGGAAGAAAAAAUCAAAUUCGAGAAAGAAGUAGCAGCAACUAUGAUACCCAAAACAGAGGUGGACGCCGUGGUCCAAAAAGCAACAGAAAAGGCCAGUGCCGAAGCAGUUCGGGCCCAGAAAAAUAUGAUGCCAAAGGACGUGGUGGACACUCUGAUCCAAAAAGUGCGCCAAGAGUCAAUCGUGGAAGCUCAAAAGGAAAUGGUGACAAAGACUGAAGCAGACUCAAUGGCUCUGGCAGCUGUUGCCUUGGCGACUGGAAAGCUGAUCAAAAAGAAGACACAAGAAUCUGAUGCGUUAGUCUCUGAUAUGAUUUCAAAAGAAGACGCCGAAGAAAUGGCGCAACAAGCAUCGUUAGCUGAGAAGAACAAGGUCGAUACGGCAAUUGCAACUGCAUUGAAAAAGCAAAAAUCCGAAUUUGAGUCAAUCAAGCAAUCUGAAAUGAAGCAAUUGGAAGCAAUGAAUGCAGUGACAUUGGAAAAGCUGCAAGCAAAGAUGGAUACUAUCAAAAAGUCUGAACUGGACAAGUUGAUUUUGGAAUUGGAAGCUCGAAAAGAGGCAGAUUUGGAAGGCCAAAAGAGAGAGCUUGAAACUACAAAGACUAUUGAACUGGAAAAGCAACGAUUGGAAUUCCAAGCAGCCAUGCAAGUCAAGUUGGAUGAGCAAAAGCAAGAAAUUGAAGCAAGAAUCGCAGAAAUUGAGCAGCAAAAAGAAGAGUCAAAUAUUGCCAAGCAAGCUGAAAUUGAUACCUUGACCAAGAACAUUGAAGCUUACAAGAAGGAAUCAGAAGAAAACGUUCAAAGAAUGAAGACCAUGCUUACAAAAGACAGUGCCAAUGUGCUGGUGAAACGUGCUGUGGCAGAUGCGUUAGAGGCUGCUGAUAAAAAGCAUGCUGAGGCUAUAGUGGGUAUGAUUUCAAGAGAGUUCGCUUUACGUAUGGUGCAAGAUGAAGUGGCCAAGGCAUUAGAGGCAGAGAGAAAGGAGGCUAGUGAGAGAGAAGAAGCAGAAGCAAUGCAAAUGAUCUCCAAGGCAGAGGCUGAAGCCCUCGCCAAGGUUGCUGCUGCAGAUGCCAUUGUCAAGGAACGUCAAACAAUGGCUGCUCGUGAAAAGGAACUGAUCAGCAAGGAGGAAGCUGAUUCUUUAGCAGAGGCUGCUGCAAGAGAGGCUGUAGACAAAGAGAGAGCAGAAUCUGCAUUGGUGCUGGCCAAGGAGAGAAAGGCAUUACGUGAAAAAGAAGAGCGUAUGAUCAGCAAGGAAGAAGCCGAUCAAAAUACUAAAGAGGCUGUCCAAAUCGCAUUACUGGAGCACGACAAGAGCAAGCCGACUACCGUGAAUAAUGAGAGUCCUGUGUUUACAAGAUUCAGUUCACAAGACCAAUUGGAAGCGCCCAAGUCUAUUGAGCGUUCCGUGUCUACAUCAAGAUUGAACACUCCGUCUGUUAACGUAUCGCCUGCUCCAUCCAUCUCUACGCCUACAAACACUGGCCGCAAGCUGAAAUUAUCAAGCUCUGUGUCUUCGUUACGAUUAGGGUCUGGUAGAAAGGAAAACAAUAUACAGAAGAGCCAACGUCCUAGCACAGACAGCACAUCAAAUACGUUUGGCAGUUUCCGCAUUCUGGAGAGCACCAAGUAUGGCUCACAUCGUCUUCAAUCCAAAUCGUCCAUCAGUUUACGAGACCUUUCCAACAAACAGAGCAGCUCUACCUCUAUUUCUACGAUGUCUUCCAUUGAUGAUAUCCAAAACACACAUGGUAGAAUGCCAAUGCCUAUGCGAUCUGACGAGAGCUUCAGUGGAUUUUCUACCAAUGGUGGCACUGAUAUCCAGGUGAUUUCAGCUAUUACGCAAACAAUGAUUGGUGAAUGGAUGUCAAAGCAUACGCGUCGCUAUGUAGGUGGUGGCAUAUCAGAGAACAAGCAUCAAAGAUUCUUUUGGGUGCACCCUUACACAGGCACUUUAUACUGGAGCUCGGUGGAACCAGGCUUUGAAGGAAACGGUGCCAAAGCAAAAAGUGCCUUCAUUGAAUCUGUAUCUGCUGUGCCAAGUCAUGACACUACUGGCGCAUCUCCAAUGAGUCUCUUGAUUCGCACUCCCAAGAGAGAUCUCAAGAUAACCGCACCAUCCUUAGAACGACACGAAUUAUGGCUCAAGUCCUUGUCUUUCUUAUUACACCGACCCAACGAUACCAAUAACCAAAUAAUAGAGGAACCAAGACUCACAUCAGACAGCAGUGUUGAAAAUGCUGGACAUCAACAAUCUGUCAACUCUGCAGCAAUUGAUACCAAAACAUCUGAUAGAAGUAUUCCUCAUAUUUUGGAUGUCACUCAGUAUGACUCUGACGAUUCAGAUGAUAUGGUGAACAUUAGACAAUGCUGCGAUGGUAAGCAUGAUGUCUCUACUUUAUCGCGCGGUCAGAAUCACCAUUAUCAUUAG
Mucor velutinosus is the source of this 4656-nucleotide messenger RNA. RefSeq lists its product as uncharacterized. Bases 1 to 4656 code for a protein of 1551 amino acids. Gene Ontology annotation, molecular function: phospholipid binding; tubulin binding. The transcript is spliced from 5 exons. NCBI's taxonomy places the organism in Eukaryota, Fungi, Mucoromycota, Mucoromycetes, Mucorales, Mucoraceae. The record is from RefSeq and is a predicted model, not a curated record. Gene Ontology annotation, biological process: maintenance of protein location in cell cortex; microtubule cytoskeleton organization. Gene Ontology annotation, cellular component: mitochondrion; cell cortex.